GGCCAGGAGGAGCGAAGCCCCGGGCCGCGCAAGGGACGGCUCCGGACGGGAGGCGGCAGGCCGGGGCAGCCCUCCAAGCUGGCUGGAGCUCAGCAAUGGGCCGGCCCGCAGGAGGAGGCGGAGGCGGGAAGGCUGCCGAGGGGCUGGGGGCAGGGGAGGGGACCAUCGGCUGGGCAGGGCCGAUAGCCUAUCUCCCGAGCAGCCAGCCCGGCCGCCUCUUCUUCCCCGCCCGCCCCAGCCGCGCACGCCUCCCCCGCGCCAGCCGCGAGAUGGGCAGCAUCGCCAAGGAGCCGACCCCCAGCGCGGAGCCCGGCGCGCCCCAGGAGCCCAAGGAAGCCGCGCACACCGAGCACCGGGCGGCUGCCAAGAGGGAGUACCAUCACCGGAUCUUUGUGAACCGGAGCCUGGCGCUGGAGAAGAUCAAAUGCUUUGGUUUUGAUAUGGACUACACUCUAGCAAUGUACAAGUCUCCAGACUAUGAAGAGCUGGCUUUUGAACUGCUGCUGGAGCGAUUGGUUUCUAUUGGAUACCCCCACGAGAUCCUGGAGUAUAAAUAUGAUCCCACUUUGCCUACCAGGGGCCUGGUAUUUGAUGCCUUGUAUGGGAAUUUGCUGAAGGUGGACUCCCAUGGGAACCUGCUGGUGUGUGCGCACGGCUUCCGCUUCCUCAAAGGGGCUGAAAUCUGGAAUUUUUACCCAAACAAGUUCAUCCAGAGGGAUGACAUGAAGCGCUUCCACAUCCUAAACACUUUAUUUAACCUGACAGAGACCUACCUCUUUGGCUGCCUGGUGGAUUUCUUUACCAACUGCUCCCGAUAUGUGAAUUGUGACACAGGCUACAAACACGGCAACCUCUUCAUGUCUUUCCGGAGCAUGUUCCAGGAUGUCCGAGAAGCCAUGGACUACGUCCACCUCACAGGCUGCCUCAAGGAAAAGACGCUGGAGAACCUGGAGAAGUACGUGGUGAAAGAUCCUCGUGUUCCCCUCCUGCUGAGCCGCAUGAAAGAAGUGGGGAAGGUGUUCCUCGCCACCAACAGUGACUACAACUACACAGACGCAAUAAUGACCUACCUGUUUGACUUCAGUGAAGAUGGCCUGGAGGAACCCCAGCGCCGUCCCUGGCGCUCCUACUUUGAUCUGAUUGUGGUCGACACACGCAAGCCACUCUUCUUUGCUGAGGGGACCGUCCUGCGGCAGGUCAACACGGACACAGGGAAGCUGCGGAUUGGCACCUACACAGGACCCCUCCAACACUGUGCUGUUUACUCUGGAGGCUCUUCAGACAUGGUGUGUGACCUCUUGGGAGUGAAGGGCAAGGACAUCCUCUACAUUGGUGAUCACAUAUUUGGAGACAUCCUCAAAUCCAAGAAGAGGCAGGGCUGGCGCACCUUCCUGGUGGUGCCCGAGCUGGCCAAGGAGCUGCAAGUGUGGACAGAGAAAAGCGAACUCUUUGAAGAACUGCGGAGUCUGGACGUGUUCCUGGCUGAGCUUUACCAGCACUUGGACAGUGGAAGCAGCGAGCGCCCGGACAUCAGCUCCAUCAAGAGGCGCAUACAGAAAGUCACUCACGAGAUGGACAUGUGCUACGGGAAGAUGGGUAGUCUGUUCCGCUGCGGCUCCCGCCAGACCCUGUUUGCCAACCAGCUGAUGCGCUACGCUGACCUCUACGCCGCCUCCUUUAUUAACUUCCUGUAUUACCCUUUCAGCUAUCACUUCCGGGCACCACCCACACUGAUGCCCCAUGAGUCAACUGUGGAGCAGACACGCAUAGAGUUCAGUGAGACUACCUUGCUACCACCAGGGCAUCGGAUGCACCCGCUUGGCUUCUGCAAGCAGCAGAAGCUCCAAAACAUUUUCCAGGAGGCCAACAAUGAGGAGGACUACGACGACUGAAUCCCGUCAAUCCAUGCCGAAGGAAAUCCAGAUGUGACAGAUGAGUGUGGCUCAGCCGGAGCUGACAGGGUGGGAAGGGGGAGAAGAAGGGCUUCUAAAAUGGAACGGAUGUUGGAAUUUCCCUAGCCGACGUCAGAAAGAUCUAACCUGUGAAGUGACCGAUUCUGAAAGAUAGGCCAAGGCCACCUGUGGCUCCGGGUGCAAUAGCCCCACGAGUUGCAAAAGCUCUUUCUAGGAGGCUUGCUGUUUGCACUCCCUCCCCCACUAGCCACUUCAACCAUCAGGAGCGCCACCCCCAAGAAUCGAGACCUGCAGCCCCUCCCAGCUGAUUCCAUCUGAAGAUGCUGCCUCUAGCUCAUUACUUCUGCAUUAAGAAGCUAUGAGAGUCACUGCCUGGGCACAGCCCUCUCAGGGAGUGGUUCAGCCCCUGAAACCAAGGUGGGUCAGUUUCCCCUUAGCAGGAGGAAUGAAGACCGGACCUUUGAGAAUGGCAGCACGAGGCCCCCAUUUCCUUUCUGCUCUCGCUGUGCACACUUUUGCUGUGUGUUUGAGAAGCAAAGAAGAAAGCCAGUCUCCUUCCUGAGCAGACACCGUCGCUCUGGGGAGAAACCCCUCCCUCUGGCACCUGUAGAAGAAGCCCUGUGCCGCUCAAGCCCGUGGGAAGUCCAGGACUACGUUACUGGGCCUGAAACGAUUAGCCCUGGAGCAGCGGAAACUCCUCAGGCCACAACCAAGAGGAUCCGUAGUGGGUCCAGUCCCAGACAGUGGUUAUAUGGACAUGCUUUUGGGACUCGGUGUUCAAGCCAGCGCUGCUGCCAAGAGCUCAGCACAAAUCUUUACGCUGUAUUUGCCAUGUAGGAAGAGUGGCUGUGCCUCCAGCUCCUCCCGCCCCCAAGCAAGGCACCUUGUUACCACGUUAGCCCAAAGAAAGACCACAACAGAGAAACAGAGAACCAUUUCUAGGACUGGAGGGGGGUGAAGAGUACCCACCUUAGUUUACCAGGGAGGGAAGAACGGUCAGUCUGAAAGGAGCACAGGUCAAAAAGGAAACACAGCUCAAGGCCAAGAGAGUCUUUUGAGGCUCAAGUCAUGGAAACUUGCUGCGGGAUUCUCACCCAGCACGUAUCCCCAGCACCCCCUGCUGUCCAGAUACCUUCAUGUAACAAGCCAGUCAGGCCUUAAUGUUGGCUGGAGCAGAAUUUAAGGGAGAAGAUUAGAGAGAGAGAGAGCUGUGUCCCAGGAGCCAAGCCCGGGGGGACAGAGGGAAAAGCACAGCUAGCAGACUCUUCAGUGACGGGGGUAGCAGAGAAACCCACUCCACGCAGUAUGCAGGAGGCCCUUCACUGUCUGUGCUCACACAGGAUCGCAGAGAAGGGGGUUGGGGCAAGGCACAGAAGAUACACACACCCCUUUCAACAGAGACCAAUGUGCUUCUCUGUUCCUCUGCUAAGUCAGCUCCUCAAAGAUAGAAAUCUUGCUGUGAAAGAAGGGCACCGCCUCCCCCCCCCCAACUCCCCAAAGCCAGAUGUACACACAGGUUUCUUCCA
Molecule: messenger RNA, 3439 nt
Organism: Gekko japonicus
Lineage: Eukaryota; Metazoa; Chordata; Lepidosauria; Squamata; Gekkonidae
Gene: NT5DC4
Product: 5'-nucleotidase domain containing 4
Exons: 18
Coding region: 96-1892 (598 amino acids)
Molecular function (GO): 5'-nucleotidase activity
Source: RefSeq, a predicted model, not a curated record